This is a messenger RNA of Xiphophorus hellerii (green swordtail), 2180 nucleotides long. RefSeq names its product secondary ossification center associated regulator of chondrocyte maturation (gene snorc). Bases 333 to 689 code for a protein of 118 amino acids. NCBI's taxonomy places the organism in Eukaryota, Metazoa, Chordata, Actinopteri, Cyprinodontiformes, Poeciliidae. The transcript is spliced from 3 exons. Gene Ontology annotation, biological process: cartilage development. The record is from RefSeq and is a predicted model, not a curated record.
GUCUGUUUCGAGGUUGAAUGUGUAAAACCUUGGGUAGAAAUCUUUGUGAUUUAGUCGGCACACACUCAUCUGUUCAGAUGUUUACCCGUUAAGCCGAACUGUUCAUUCAGAGGUGUUUUAGGGUGGGUUGGCCCUGUGCAUUUUCACAGAGUGCACACUGUCCGGACAGUCCUGCACACACCUAACCCCACCUCUUCUCUCACCGCCUUACCUCAGGACCUUUCUCCCUUUACAGCCCUCCUGUAUUCCUCUUUUCCUCCCCUCCUGGGUCAGCUACUUGCUGGAAGCUCCGGCCCGAGGCGUUUUGAAGACGCUCAACUGUUGCAGUUGCCAUGAUUCACAGCAGCGUCUGCAGGGUUGUCCUGGUCCUCUUCAGCCUCCUGUCAGUUCUUGCACACACAGAGACAGUGUUGGACCCUGCCUUAUCCAGCAGGGACCACCAGGAUGCCAUGUCUGGAGAUCCACCAGUGUGGAUCACUGAAGUUACAACCAAGAGCCAUUUCCUGGACAACCCAGGGGAGACCUACACCUUUGAUUUUGAAGACCCCACGCAGCCUCCGAUCCUGGACGAAGACGAAGGAGUUCUGGGACCGGGUGCCAUCACUGCCAUAGUUGUUGCAGUCUUCCUGGGAGCGUCAGUCCUCCUCGCACUCAUCGUCAUCACAAUCAGGAAAUUCACAGCCUCCUAGAGGGAAAGAAAGCAUCUCCCUUUUUGUAUGCGUGUGUGUAUGUGUGUUUGUAUUGCAUGAGUGUUUGUGUCUCUGUCUUUUGUCUUUCUCAUCAAACCCUGAGCUCGCCCCCUCGUAUUUCGUUUUGAGAUGAGAUGCUUUGUGCCCUGAAAGCUAGAAAUUGUGGCAGGUCCGUUAACUAAAAAUAAAACACCCCAGUUGCUUCUCGGCGUGGAUGAAUCAUAAAUACUGGCUGGCUCUACCAGUGCUUAUCGCAAGAUGGUGCGUUUGUCGGUUGUGCUCUUUUUACUUUUCUUGUAAUUAUACUCAUAAAAGUGUCUUAAUUGUUGUCCAUAACGUCUUACAUCUUUUUUCACUUACAGUGUCUUGAAAUGAACACUGCUUUGCUUAGUUCUUUGGGUUUCACAGGACCUUUGUGGCAGCAAACACAAAAACUCAGAACAAGUUUAGACAUUUCUGUCCUUUGGAAACAUCUGGGGAGUUAAGAAAAAGAAGAGAACAUUUCUUUUAAUCCUUUUAGGACAUAGAAAUUGUGGACUGGAUGUUUCCGUAGAAUAAAUAUAAAGUCAGACUUUGGAUGAAUGUUGUGUUCAAAUUUAACUCCAUAACCUGGUAUUUUUUUCUAUUUGUCUCAGAGUUUCUAGCCAACCAUUUAGAUGCCACCUACUUAUUUUUCAUUGGAUAUAUAAAAACAAUGAAAUAUUUUGACUGGUGAGUGUGUAUUUUUUUUUUUUUUUUUACAUAUCACAAGUGAAUAUCAACAAUUCUAGAGAAUGUUUUGUAUUUUUUUGAUUAUUCCUAUUUGUUUUAAUUCAAUUAAAUGUAUUUCAAGUAAACCCAGAUGUCACAGCAUUAUAAACACAAGUACAUUUUAAGUAAAGUAGCAAGAUAAGAAGUAAAAUGAGUAAAACACUAAAUCAUUUUUAAAAAGUUUUUUUAAGUAAUAAUGGCAGAAGACAAAAGUGAACCAAGCACACACUAGUUUUACCGUGAAUUACUGCACCUGUGAAUUGUAGGAAUACAAUAACAGAAGGUAGUCGCAAUUAUAGCAAAACUAUUAAUAAUAAUUAUAGAUUACUUUAUAAUUCAAAUGCACUUUUUACCGAAACAAACCAUAAAACAAAGAUAUUGAGUAAUGUGCAAUAUACAAAAAGUUGUUCUAAUAUUCAGUUUCACAAAAAUAGUAUGUGUCUUUACGACUGUCCAUAGAAAUAGCUUUAUUUAUUUAUUUAUUUAUUUUUUGGUUCAAUACAACUUAUUUAUUUAACACCUAUUUAUAACAUGCGUCAUAUCAUUGAAUUUUGUAAAGCAAACUGCUCCAACUGAUUUCCAAUUAUCCAGAAAUAUAGGGAUAAAUGCAAAUAUAGUCCAGUCAAAUUCAGUCUGUUUGAUUGUCCAAUAUGAAAUAAGUCAAGAAAUGCAAAAAAAUAUCAAUCUGAAAGAAAAGUGGACAAAAUGAAGCACUUGUCGGUCAGAAUUUGGAUUAAUAAA